UAUUACUUUCGAAAACACACGUGAAAAUAUUGUUUUGAAUAUAUACGAUUAGAGGUCUCGUUAAUCAGGAUUCACAUAUUUCAUAUCACUGUAGCUUCACAUCAAAAAGAACCACUCUACCACACAUGGAUAUAAUUCAGAGUUGUUCAACAUGGAUAAUCUUUGUGUUAAGGUGUCUGAUUUUUUACAAAAGUUGUGCAGGAAAAAUAAGACUUGUGGUCACAAAAUUCAACGUUUUCUUGCGAAACAGAUCUGGAACUCUGGAGACAGGGAAGAUGUAUUAAACACAUUAGCUGAACUUUUUCUGGUGCCAGGAUGUAGCAGUGAUGUCACCGAGGAAUGCUCUCCCAUCAUGUUAGACAUCUUCAUACGAGCUAAGAAGAGAAUAGAAAAGAAAUGGAGCAUGGAAAAUCAUCAAUAUUUGUUUGUUGCUUUGAGUAAAGCUCUUACUUUAUGUCCAGAUGCAUUAAGGUUUACAAUUGAGUAUUGUCGCAGUAAGCCUGCUCCAUUUGAAGAAACAACUACAGCAAAGGAACCAUUAUCAAAGAAACCGAGAAAGUCUAAAGGAACUGAGAAACUGGCACCAAAGGAAUUGGUAGAAGCUACAUAUUGGCUGACAUAUUUUGCCAGAGAGGAUGUCAAAAGAAUGUGGAACUGGAAACCAUUUCUCAAUUUUCUAAAAUCAGAAGAUGUCAAAAUAAAAUGGUUUGCCACUCUGACUAUUGGAACAUUGGUUGAUAUGACAGACUCACAGAUGGAAACCUUCCAGAAGCAAUACAUUGACAAAGAUACAUUUAUUAAACUUAGAAUAAGGCACAAUGUAGAACUGCAAAAGAUUGCAGCUGGUCAUGUUCAGAUAUAUGGUGACAAGAGUGAAGAGAGACUGGAUGAGAAUGUGUCACAUACUAUGGGCCACCUUGUAGAGCGUGACCUCACUGAAGAUGUAGUUGCCGUGUGUGGAAUACUUAUAAAUAACAUACAGAGUGACUCCAAACAGGAAGUUGACAACAGUAAAUUUCUAAUACCUGUAGAUUCAACACAAAGGAAUUUGCGCAGCUUGUCUCUUGCUGUUGCCGUGGGGUCGCCUGUUCUACUCCAGGGACCUGUUGGCUCAGGGAAGACUGCACUAGUUGAGCACUUGGCUGCCCUGACAGGAAGAAUGAAGACACCUCAUCUCAUAAAAGUGCAGCUUGGAGAUCAAACUGAUAGCAAAGCAUUACUUGGAACAUACCGCUGUACAGACAUCCCAGGGGAGUUUCUAUGGCAACCAGGUACAUUAACUCAAGCUGUGAUGGAGGGACGUUGGAUCCUGCUAGAGGACAUUGACUAUGCCCCUAUGGAUGUUAUUUCCACUCUAGUGCCACUGCUGCAGUCUAACACUCUGUCUAUACCUGGCCAUGGGGACUCUGUAAAAGCUGCCCCUGGCUUCCAACUGUUUGCCACUCAGAGGCUACUGACUGGGAUAAGUGGCUUGUAUACACUGCAGAACAGUAACUCUACCAUGCUAGAGAGGAUGUGGUCACUAAUCAAUGUGGAACCAAUGUCUAGGGGUGAACUUAAAGAGGUGAUUACAUCAAGAUAUCCCCAGCUGAAUAGUGUGUCUGAAAGACUUCUGGAUAUCUAUUUCCUGCUCUCAGCAGGGCAGCAUGAGUCAUCAAUGGUUGCCAUGGAUACAGAAUUAGAUGAGACUGUUGGGCAGUUUCUUAGUCAUGAUGGGCGUCUUAUAUCCACCAGGGAUCUUAUGAAGUGGUGUCAUAGAAUCGCAGAAGAUUUCAAUAUUACCUCAAGUGCUACUGGUAACCUGGUGUUCCAAGAGGCAUUGGAUUGUUUCUGCGCAUGUUUGCCCAAACUUGAGCAGAGGCUCCCUCUGGCAGAAGCAAUUGGAGCUAAACUGAACAUUACUAAAGUAAAGGCUGAGUACUAUUGUUGCAAGUAUAAACCCAAUGUUGAGCUAACUGCUACAACUUUGACACUGGGAAGAGCUUCUUUACAAAGAGUGCAAGAGGAAACCAUGAAAAUGAAAAAGCUUAAAACCAAUUUUGCCUUCACACAGCCGUCAGUUGCCCUUCUUGAGCGUAUAGCUGUCUGCGUGGAGAACAAUGAACCAGUUCUUUUAGUUGGUGAGACAGGUACUGGUAAGACGUCAACUGUGCAGUAUCUAGCCAGCCAGUCAGGUCAAAGCUUGCGGGUUGUGAAUAUGAAUCAGCAAAGUGAUAGAACAGACUUGUUAGGAGGGUACAAACCUGUAGACCUGCGCCAUCUGGUGGCACCAUUACGUGAAGAUUUUGAGAUUCUGUUCUGCAGUAGUUUCUCCAGGAAACAAAAUAUCAAAUUUUUAAAGCAUGUUCAGGAAUGCUUCAGCAGAAGGAGAUGGCCUGACCUAUUUAAGUUGAUGGAGCAUUCCCAUGGAGCAGCACUGAAGAAAUAUGCCUCAGACAACACUUCUCGUGAAAAAUGGCGGCAACUUGGACUUCGUCUUCAGCAGAUGAAGAUCCAAGUGAAACACACAGAGAAUACUUUGGCCUUCUCUUUCAUAGAGGGAACGCUAGUGCAAGCCAUCAAGUGUGGAGACUGGGUGCUGCUGGAUGAGAUCAACCUGGCAUCUGCAGAGACUUUAGAGUGUCUAGGAGGUCUCCUAGAGAGUAAUGCAGGCUCCUUAGUCCUCUUAGAGAGAGGGGACACAGAACCUAUUGAGCGCCACCCAGAUUUCAGACUGUUUGCCUGUAUGAACCCUGCCACUGAUGUUGGCAAAAAA
Molecule: messenger RNA, 2755 nt
Organism: Owenia fusiformis
Lineage: Eukaryota; Metazoa; Annelida; Polychaeta; Sabellida; Oweniidae
Source: the annotation of a GenBank genome assembly